AUGCAUUUUGCAAUCCCCGCACUCAUCGCUGGCAUCUUUAUGCGCACUUGCCUAGGAGGAGUUUUUCAGGUCAUUGAGGAAGACCGUGGGUGCAAAAUAUACACCAAGGAUGUCCAUGGUUGCACUGGCUACUCCGCAUCUUUUACAACAUUUAACGGAAAGGACUGUUCAGUGGUCGUUGAUGAAAUUCGCCUUGGCUUGUCUUAUAUCGAUGUCGCAACAUGUGGAAAGAUUGACGGCAAAAAUGAAGCUUGGAUCAGGGUAGAGAAGACAGGAGAGGUUACCUUUUUCAAUAUGAACGGCGACAAAGCUAACUGCACGCUUGAUAAUGGGCUCAAUACUGGAAGUUCAUGCAGCGCGUCUGGAUAUAUGUCCUUGAAUAGUACAAGCGCAGGUCCGUCUUCGAGCCCCGCAGCUUCGAAGGCUUCUUCCUCUUCCUCGCCAGCUUCGUAA
This is a messenger RNA of Penicillium cosmopolitanum, 453 nucleotides long. RefSeq lists its product as uncharacterized. Bases 1 to 453 code for a protein of 150 amino acids. NCBI's taxonomy places the organism in Eukaryota, Fungi, Ascomycota, Eurotiomycetes, Eurotiales, Aspergillaceae. The record is from RefSeq and is a predicted model, not a curated record. The transcript is spliced from 2 exons.